UCAUUUCACCUGGCGUGGGAGCCGAGAAUUAAAGACAGCAAAAGGGAUUCUGACAUGCACUUUCAGAAAUCACCGAAGGAAAAGGUGUGUUACCCUCUGCCCACAGUGAAGAAACUCCUGGAGCAGAAGAGAAAGAGAGAGACCUCCUCAGCACCUCCCUCCUGCUCUGCAGCAUCUUACACUGCUGGUGGCGCUGCAUCUGUCCCAGUGUUGGCAUCAGGACAAUCUCCCACUGCCGAAGCCAGUACAAGCUACACAGACAUGGGAGCAGUCAGAUAUGACCGAUGGGAAGUUCCCAGCAUUCAUCAGGCACAUUCCUCGUUACAGCAGUGCAGCCCAUUCCCAUUCAUGCCUAGUUCCUGCGCUGCACAAAACUUUACCCAGACUGGACAGACGCUCGCCACUGGCUUCAGCCCUCAGCAGAUGCAAGACUGCCAGGAUGCCCAGACAACUCAGCAAUAUUCUAUAACAGAGUGCCCUGUAACUGCAGCCGGGACUGAUAUGACUGGGACUGUCCCCAUUCAGACCUCUGGCUUCUGUUGGCCAUCUGACUCCAGAGCAGAGGAUCACACAAGCCCAUACCUUCUCCAAGAGUUCAGGCCCCAGAUGGAUAUGGUGAAGCUGCAGGAGGCCAGAGUCUUCCUGCAGAACAUGGAUUACAGUAGAACCACCUGGCAGGAUGAUGAUGGGGACACCAUUCUACAUAUCUACACCGCGAAAGGCCUGAGGGAAUAUGCUUUUGCUGCUGCAGAGAAACUUAGUGAACUGGGGAAGUUGGACUCUAAAGAACACAAGGGCAAGACUGCUUUGCUGGUGGCUGUAACUGCCAAUCAGCCAGAUAUAGUCCAGGAUCUACUCUCUCUAAGUGCGGACAUCAGCAUCUGUGAUGUCAACGGUCAAACUGCAGUCCAUGUGGCUGCCACCUAUGGUUUCCCUCGUGUCAUGCAGGUUAUUCUCUAUGCUGGACUGCGAGUGGACCUGGAGGCUCGUAAUUUUGAAGGUCUGACUCCUCUGCAUUGUGCAGUGAUCUCUCACUGUGCCACGAUAAAGGCUAUAAAUGCCUCCUCAUCCUCAACAUGGUUAGCUGAUGGCAGUCUACAGACUCAAGCAGAAGAUAAACUGAUGUGUUUGCGGCUUCUUAUUAAUGCUGGAGCUUCAGUUCUCAGCCAGGAAAUCAAAAGCAACAAGACAGUUCUUCACCUGGCAGUGAAGGAGGGGAAUAUCCAUCUUGUGCGCUUCCUCCUCAGCCUCCAACUCUCCAAUAUGCAGGCGUUCAUCAACAUGAAAGCUCAUGGACACACUGCCCUGCACAUGGCCGCGGGGCUGCAUGGAAGCCCCUUUCAGGAGGAAUUGAUCCGGCUGCUGCUGAGUCGAGGUGCUGAUCCCAGCAUCCGCAACCUGGAGAACGACCAGCCCGCUCAUUUGAUGCAGAGCGGAGACAAAGGAGAGAGACUCAAGCUCAUCUUGAAGAAGAAAAGUGCCUCCUCUAGGCGACGUUUUACAUCCUUACAGGACCAAGAGUGACCAGGACUGAUUUUUAGUCCCAGCGUAUCCCAUCUUCUCCAGUAGAGAUACAGUCAUCUGGAUUAAAUAAUAGUAUGCACACGAAACAUUAAUCUUGAUCAUUUUACUAACCGUUCACCAUCAAGAUGUGAAUUAAAAAAAAAAAAAAACAUUUAAAAAGAGUUAAGAUCAGAAAGAGCUUUAAAAAUAACCCCAAAAAUGUAAUCUCUGGAGAAGAAUGGGUUGAUCUUCAGUAUCCUUUUAUGAGGAUUUUCACAUAUUGCAUCAUUUUUAGUAUGACAGUAUAUUUUUUGAAGGAUCAUUCAUUGAUUCUGUACCAUAAAGCUGCUUCCCAGUUUAUUUAAAGAUGCAUGCCAAUUUUAGUAUGUUCAUGAAUAGUGAUUUCAAUGAAAUCGUCAUGAGGACUGUCAGUUCCAGUCAAGUUUCCACCUUCAAUUAUAAACCAUAUUGGUUUGCUUUUUUAACUCACUGUAUCAGUGGAAUAUUCUUUAUUUGUCUUGAGAUGUAUUUAUAUAGCUUUUGGUUGGUAUAUGUUGCAUAUUCUCUGUGCUCAUGUUCAUGUUACUUUCACUCAGGGUGAAGAUCAGUUAUUUAUUUCAUUGUUUGAUAUGAAUGACAUCAGUUCUCUAUGUAAUGCACUUUUCUCAGCAGCACACUUGAUAUCAUAGUUGUCCUUACAGGAGAUGUGUCAUCCAGCCAUGUAUGUGAAUGUGUUAUUUUGAUGAGUCAUAUAUGAGGGGGUGAAAUGUCAGGGGGUUCUGAGGUAAGAAGGUAGUUUUGUCAUCAAGACCUAUACAGAAUCAAGAUGUCAGAAUCAUUAAUAUGAUUUAACAAUGUUAUUUCAGUGGAAUAGUAUGAAAGGAAAGGUUUUCUAAGUGGGGAUAGUCAGUGUCCAUCUUGUAUCAAGAUUUCAAAUGUUGUUGUUGUUGUUGAGUCAGUGAUAUGCAUGAUUCAUCAUGUUGAAGUACCCAGAGUCCCUCUGGAAAUUCAAAUGAGGGAAAACACACGCUAAUGUCACUUUCUUGUAAAACAAAGAGAGAUUUAUGAGAAUUAGUUUGAACGCAAAGUGCAAACUGCCUUCUAAAGAAUUAAUUUAUGAAAUUUUGCUCAUGUUUUAACAAAUAUCACAAACACUCAAUGAAUGAAACCAUCUGACAAAACCGAAUUCUGUGAGUAUAUAAAGUAGCAUUAAAAUUAGCUUGAUUGUAUGUACAAUGUUUUUUUUUUAAAUAUUGUUUAUGAAGUGUCAUCUAUAA
Messenger RNA from Sinocyclocheilus anshuiensis, 2780 nucleotides. RefSeq names its product NF-kappa-B inhibitor delta-like. The transcript has 12 exons. Bases 55 to 1524 code for a protein of 489 amino acids. Gene Ontology annotation, cellular component: nucleus. Lineage: Eukaryota; Metazoa; Chordata; Actinopteri; Cypriniformes; Cyprinidae. Gene Ontology annotation, molecular function: protein binding. Gene Ontology annotation, biological process: regulation of gene expression. The record is from RefSeq and is a predicted model, not a curated record.